UUCGAUGACAGUUCAGUGCGCCCAAGGUGUGUAAAGGGCAUGUGCCCACACACGAAUUUUGUAUUUAUGAGCACACAUUCAUUUGUUUACUUUAAUUGCGGGCAGCUUCAAAGCACCAAUUGGACGAAAAUACCCCCGCAAUGAGAUACGGACAGCUCGUGAUGGGGCCAGCCGGAAGUGGCAAGUCCACCUACUGUGCGACGAUGCAACGGCAUGGCUUUGACGAUAAGCGCAUGAUAAAAGUAGUCAAUUUAGACCCUGCCGCAGAACAUUUUGAAUACCAGCCCUACCUGGACAUUCGGGAUCUGAUCCAGCUGGACGAUGCUAUGGAGGACGAAGAGCUGCGUUACGGGCCCAAUGGCGGAUUGAUCUUCUGCAUCGAAUACCUGAUCGAACAUUCCGAUUGGCUCCGAGAUCAGCUGUGCGGUGUCGGUUCCGAUGAUGAGGAUGAUGCACCGGGCACGGAGGAACCGGAUGACGACUAUGUGCUGUUCGAUAUGCCUGGCCAGAUCGAGCUGUACACGCAUCUGAAAGCGGGCCACACAUUGGCGCGGUUGCUGGAAUCGUGGAACUUUCGCCUUUGCUCGGUAUUCCUGGUGGACUCACAGUUUAUGAUCGAUGGGGCAAAAUUUCUGUCCGGCACGAUGGCCGCAUUAAGUGUAAUGGCUAACAUGGAAUUACCGCACGUGAAUGUCCUGAGUAAGAUGGAUCUGCUAAGCAAGGGACACCGCGGACAGAUGGACAAAUAUCUCGAUCCAGAUGCGCACGCACUGCUCGGGGAGGUAACAAGCGAGUCGGCCUGGGGGCGCAAAUACCGCAAACUGUCGGAAACGAUUGGUAUGCUGAUUGAGGACUUCAGCUUGGUACGCUUCACUCCGCUUAACAUCAACGACGAGGAAAACGUGGCAGAUUUGUUACUCAUGAUUGAUAAUGUAAUUCAGUAUGGCGAGGAUGCGGAUGUGAAGGUGCGCGAUUUCGAUCCACCAGACGCGGACGAAGCGGAGGAUGACAGCCGACACUAUCGGGACGAUUAAGCAGAUGCCUUGAGUUUUUGAGUUCGUGCUAAAUUACGUUUAUAUUCUCCUUGCAGUUCAAUAAAUUUAACGAUAUAUAGGUUUA
Anopheles stephensi (Asian malaria mosquito) is the source of this 1119-nucleotide messenger RNA. RefSeq names its product GPN-loop GTPase 3. The coding region runs from base 141 to 1034 and encodes 297 amino acids. The transcript has 2 exons. Gene Ontology annotation, molecular function: GTPase activity. NCBI's taxonomy places the organism in Eukaryota, Metazoa, Arthropoda, Insecta, Diptera, Culicidae. The record is from RefSeq and is a predicted model, not a curated record.